UGCACCAAACUUCUGCUGCGAAAAAAAAUCGAACUUUUCUCGCAAAUUGAUGUCUCAUUAAAUAUGUAAAAAGUUAAUAAGUUUGCAGUAAAUUUAGUAUUGACGAGAUUUGUACACAACAGCAUUGCAAAAAUGCCUGAUCAAUCGAACAAAAUUUAUGCUCCUUUAUCACAAGCAAUGGAUUCCGAGACGGAAUCGAACAACGCCACAAUGAACGAUUGCUCAAUAGGUUCGUUGUCGACAUUGGAGGCGGACGAUCAGCACCAACUCAUGAUGAUUAGUGGAAAAUUGGGUAAACGUGGCAUGUCGCCAGGCAGAAAGCUUUGUUUCAUCUCGUCCAUUGUGAUUCUCCUGGGACUCGUGAUGAUUUUCUUGUUCGUUCUUCCGUGUCCGGAACAUGGCAAGUGCAGGGGAAAUGGCGACAGCAUGAGUUGGGUGAAAGAUUACGACAAACUCGAGAUGCGUGGACCUGUGAAUGUGAUAAAACGACGUAUGACGGACCGCAUUGAAACUAGCUUGAUUUUCAUGUAUAAGCGAGAUAAAUUUAUCGAUCCCCUGGUAAAAGUGAACCCGAAACCGAAUGGAAUUAUUUCGAUGUUGAGUAAAACUGGAAAGAUUUCGUGGUUUGCGGAAAUGAAAGUUGAACCACGUUACACAAAUUGCUCGAUAAUUGAUGUCGAUCUUGAUGGGGAAAUGGAUUGCUUAAUUGUAGAUGCCUUUGGGCAAUUGAGUACUUUAAAGAGCAUUUCGGGAACUUGGAUUUGGCAAACUUUGGAAGCAAAAAAUGGAAAAAUUCCAGAACCAUUUGAAGAGUUAUUCAACUUUCCGUUACUCUUGCCCGACUUGAAUGGCGAUAAAGUGAACGAACUUUUGCAUAUUUUCAGCUCAGACUCAAACAUUCAAAAUAGCUUUUCGCUCCUUUCCGGCAAAACGGGGAAGUUAAUCGGGAAUCCAAUCACUGUCGAUGAAUGUCGAUUCAUUUUCAAGCUUGAAUUAGCAGAAAUGUAUACAAUACGAUAUUCGUGCAUGAAUGCCACAGCUGUUUAUACCAAACAAAUCGGUUUGUCAGAGUUAUAUAGUGCUUUGACCAAAUCAAAAAUCGGUCUUGGUUACUUAAACUCCACAAAUUCCAUUCCCCAGUUCAGAUACGAUCACGAAUUACCGUUCAAAUCGAACUCAACUCUUCAGCAUCUCAGCUUGAUAAUCGAAAAUACCGGAAAAUGUCCGGAAAAUUGCAAUUCCAGCAUCCAAUUGUUCGAUAAUACCCGAACAGGAGACGAAAAUCUCUUGUAUAACUUUACCGGAAGCAAUAUGUAUACACAUUUUCCCGAGCCACUGACUUUUGUGAAAGCCAAACCUCAUACCUAUGGCUUCGUCUUCAAAUAUCUCCAAUGGAGCAACAAGGAAGAUAAUAACCACAUUGUCUCCCUUCUGCGUAAAAUCGAGAACACCAUUGCCAUUCGCUUUAACGUCACAGUCCGUUUACUGAAGGAAACUGUCGUACUUGUAGCUUUCACAAAUUCCCACGAUCUGAUAAUCGAAAAUACGAGUCAAAGUCACGUGAUGCAAUUCUGUCGAAACGACACAAAUACCUGUCAACCCAAAAUUAACAGUUUGGAUAAUUCACUUCUGAUAGCGGAUCUCGACGAUGACGGAUCCAAAGAGCUCUUGACUUUUUAUUCCACAUUUUCCGUGCAAAAUAAUAAUAAGGAACACGUGCUUAAGACGUACGUUCAAUUGCUCGAUUUGGAACAUGAGUUACCGAAAUUGUAUGAAGCUGACAAGAAACGUCGUCGACGAAAGUAAAAACUUUUCUAUAGAUAGAAAAAAAAAGUUUAAAAAAUUUCCUUCGAAAAAAAAAUUGAAACCACCUAAAAUUGCUUUCUUUCACGUGACCCAGAUUUCAAAAGUCUCUGGAGAAUAUAAAAAAAAAUUAAAUAUUAAUUUGUAAAUAAAUUUUCAGCAACCAA
Culicoides brevitarsis is the source of this 1970-nucleotide messenger RNA. RefSeq lists its product as uncharacterized. Lineage: Eukaryota; Metazoa; Arthropoda; Insecta; Diptera; Ceratopogonidae. The record is from RefSeq and is a predicted model, not a curated record. The transcript is spliced from 2 exons. Bases 133 to 1806 code for a protein of 557 amino acids.